CUCCACGGCUGCCGCUUCCUCCCCCGGCCCGGACGGAUCGAAUGGAAUGAGGCGUCCGGACGGAUCGGAGCAGCCUCCAGCACGAGCAGGUCCGUCGUCCGUCCUUUUCCCUUCAACCACCGCACGAUCAGCCGCGAAUCCCCCCCUGCUGAAAAAGAGAGGCCUGAUAUAUUAUCCCGCUACCGCGGCAACAGCUAGCAGCUCACCGCACCGGCCGGCGGCGGUGCCGGAUAAUCCGCUGCUGAUACGCGCAAUAAUGACGCCGCCGUCGCCGGAGAUCGCGAGCUGCGGCUCGUCCCCGGAGGAGGACCCGUCGUCGCUGCCGGCGAUCGCCCACGACGACGAGCGGCGGCUCCUGGUGGUGCAGGUGGUCCCGAGGGGCGUCUCUGACGGGCUCCUCGGCAAGUUCGCGGACACGAGCGCGUUCGACUUCGACUACGACCGCAGCGGGCUCUGGUCGCCGCUGGUGCUGCGCCACGAGGUCCUGCUCCUCGCCGCGCAGCCGUCGCCGUCCCCGGGCCACGGCCGGCGCCGCGGCGGCGGGCGGACACGGCGGCGGUGGCGCCGGAAGCGGAGGAAGGCGCUCUGCUGCUGCUGGGGAUGGUGGUGACAGUGCAGUGUGGGCUACGGAUGAUCCAUCUGAAUGCUGCUGAAUCUUCGCAUUGCAACAUGUAUGCAUGCUGCGUUCGGUGCUGCAAAGCCCAAAUGCAGGGCGACAUGUGUCAUGCAGUUCUUCAAGGGCAGUACGUACACCGCCUUUUCUGUGACUGUGCUGAUCAUUGUUCUUGGAGGCAUGCAUCUGGCGUUCGGAUGCACCCUGAUCAUGUAAUUACCUUUUUUUUCUGUAGCGUUAUUUUUGGUCUGUGCAGUGGUAUUUUAUAGGCUGAUGCAUGCCUGCACCGUUGCAUCUGGCAACAGACAGAACUGAGGUCACAAAUAUAUGCGCUAUAAAAGUCCCCCAAAUCGAAUGAGUGCAGAAA
Messenger RNA from Panicum virgatum (switchgrass), 980 nucleotides. RefSeq lists its product as uncharacterized. NCBI's taxonomy places the organism in Eukaryota, Viridiplantae, Streptophyta, Magnoliopsida, Poales, Poaceae. The coding region runs from base 47 to 610 and encodes 187 amino acids. The transcript is spliced from 2 exons. The record is from RefSeq and is a predicted model, not a curated record.